AUGACCUCAUCCAAAGAAGAAUACUACAACCUAGGCACAUACAGGCGCCCCAUAAAAACCACCUCCCCAGCAACACAAGCCUGGUUCAACCGCGGCUUAAUCUGGACCUACGCAUUCAACCACGAGGAAGCCGCCAAAUGUUUCCAAGAAGCAAUAUCGCACGACCCGAACUGUGCCCUUGCGCACUGGGGGCUCGCGUAUACAUUAGGUCCAAAUUAUAAUAAGCCCUGGCAGUUUUUCGAUCAAGCCGAGUUGGCUGAGACGAUUCGGAGGACACAUGAGGCUGCGAGGGAGGCGGGGAGGCUUGUUUCUGAUGCCGAUGCGAAUGCAGCGGGCGACGAUGUCGAUGUGGAAAAGGCAAUCAUCGACGCCGUGCAGUUUCGAUAUCCGGAGAAUCACCCUCCUUCUCCGGGGACGGUAGAGGAAGAGGAAGAAGGGGAGAGCGAAGCAGAGCGCUGCUCAGCCUGGAACAAGGGCUACGCCGAUGCCAUGCAAAAGGCAUACACGCGCUUCCCCAACGACCUCGACGUCGCAGCUUUAUAUGCCGACUCCCUAAUGAAUCUAAACCCCUGGGCACUCUGGAAUAUACGCACCGGGCAGCCAGCACCAGGGGCGCGCACGCUCGAGAUCAAGGCUAUUCUGGAGCGCGCGCUAGACCUACCAGGCGGCCUCCAGCAUCCGGGCCUCUUACAUCUCUAUAUUCAUCUGAUGGAAAUGUCCGGGACGCCUGAGAAAGCACUAGUCAUUGCGGACCACCUCCGCGGCCUGGUUCCAGACGCAGGGCAUCUAAAUCACAUGCCGACGCAUCUUGAUAUCCUUUGCGGAGACUAUCGCCGCGCGAUAUCCUCCAACUCGGAGGCGAUUCGCUCGGAUGAGCGUUUCGUGGCACGGGCGGGACCCGUCAACUUCUAUACGCUGUAUCGCGCUCAUAAUUAUCACUUCCGUAUCUAUGCAGCUAUGUUCGCGGGCCAGUCGCGUGUGGCUUUGGAAACAGCAGCAGAGCUUGAGAAGCAGAUUCCAGAGGAGCUGUUACGGGUUACGUCGCCGCCCAUGGCGGAUUGGCUAGAGGGAUUUCUAGCGAUGAGGGUGCAUGUGCUCGUGAGGUUCGGUAAGUGGGACGAACUAAUAAACCUGGAGGUUCCCAAGGACCAAGAUAUCUACGCCGUCACCACGGCAAUGAUCCAUUACGGCAAAGGCGUCGCCCUGGCCGCGAUGGGCCGCAUCAACGAAGCAGAAGAGGAACAGACCCUCUUCGAAACCUCAUACAAUAAAGUCCCUACCACGCGCAUGCUCUUCAACAACACCUGCACCGACAUCCUCGCCAUCGCCUCCUCAAUGCUCGCCGGCGAACUCGCAUACCGCGGCGGCGACUUCGAAGAAGCAUUCACGCACCUCCGCCACGCCAUAACCCUCGACGACACCCUCCCUUACGACGAACCCUGGGGCUGGAUGCAGCCCACGCGGCAUGCCUACGGCGCGCUGCUACUAGAGCAAGGGCGGGUCGAGGAAGCGGCGGCGGUGUAUAAGGCGGAUCUGGGGCUUGAUGGGACGUUGCCGAGGCCGUUGCAGCAUCCGGGGAAUGUGUGGGCUUUGCAUGGGUUGUAUGAGUGUCUUGUAAGACUGGGCAGGAAGGGCGAGGCGGGGAUUGUGGGGGAAUUGUUGAAGUUUGCGGUUGCGGGGGCGGAUGUUGAGGUUCGGUCUUCUUGUUUUUGUAGGAGGGGGUGUAGUAAGUAG
Aspergillus calidoustus is the source of this 1734-nucleotide messenger RNA. The record is from the annotation of a GenBank genome assembly. Lineage: Eukaryota; Fungi; Ascomycota; Eurotiomycetes; Eurotiales; Aspergillaceae.